This is a messenger RNA of Callorhinchus milii (elephant shark), 2520 nucleotides long. RefSeq names its product growth differentiation factor 10a (gene gdf10a). The transcript has 3 exons. The coding region runs from base 1 to 1377 and encodes 458 amino acids. Lineage: Eukaryota; Metazoa; Chordata; Chondrichthyes; Chimaeriformes; Callorhinchidae. Gene Ontology annotation, molecular function: growth factor activity; cytokine activity. Gene Ontology annotation, biological process: osteoblast differentiation; SMAD protein signal transduction; BMP signaling pathway. Gene Ontology annotation, cellular component: extracellular region. The record is from RefSeq and is a predicted model, not a curated record.
AUGUGCUGUGUCGGGUCUGGAAGCCGGAACCCGCUCCAGGUGUUGGCGUGUUUGACGGUCCUCCUCUUCCCCGCGACCGGGAGCGAAGCCGCAGGAGGCGACGGACACCUCGGGUACCAACAGGCGUCGGUCUCCGGUCUGCAGGAGCUCCAGUCCGAUCGCUCGGGACCGGUCUACUCUCUGGGUCGCGCCGCACGGGACAUGGUGUCGGUGCACAUGUUCAAGCUCUACGACAAGUACAACCGCGAGGGGAACCGACCGAGAGACGGGAACACCGUCCGGAGCUUCAAGGCGAGCGAGGAAGUGACGGGUGACAAAGUGAUGUACGAUUUCAACCUGACCUCCAUCCAAGAGUCCGAGAAGAUCUUAUCCGCCACGUUUCACUUUUUCACGCCCAAACGCUGGAGGAACCGACACGAGUUUUGCAAACGCUCCAAGAGUUUCUCCUGCGCUUUCCACCAAAGCCACCAGACCCCCCCGGUGCGUGUGAGCUUCAGGGGCGCUUCCCCCGCCUCGCCCGUGGGGAAGGCGCUGGGAAACCUGACGGUCACCCCACACAGGAGGGGCACUUGGAGCGUGAACGACAUCUCGCACAUCACCAAGGAGGCGAGGAGGGGAGAGCUUCUGAUGCUGUCGGUGGAGCUGGAUUUCGGUGAAAGACUCCAAAGCCCGACUCAAGCCGCCAACUUGCCCUACAUCUUGGUCUAUGCCAACGACCUGGCCAUUUCUGAGCCGAGCAGCGUGGUGGUCACCCUGCAGCGCUAUGGCCCGUUCCCUUCCAGCGAGGAAGAGUCGACUCAGUCUCCCAACACGUCUCGUGUCCGGAGGGAGACCUACUUCUCGUCCCUGCAGAACAACGAGCUCCCCGGGGUGGAGUAUCACCGUUACAACAAGCACGACCUGUGGGAAAGCGCCUACAAGUCGCUGAAACCCAAAGUGCCCCGCAAGGAGAAGAGGCGCAAGGACCAGGGCGACUCCGAGCAGGUGGGCAAGUCUCAGGUGCUGCGCUUCGACGAGAAAACCAUGCGCAAAGCCCGCAGGAGGCAAUGGAACCAACCCAAGAUCUGUUCCAGGAGGUACCUGAAAGUAGACUUUGCCGACAUUGGUUGGAGCGAAUGGAUAUUAUCUCCCAAAUCAUUCGACGCCUAUUACUGUGCCGGAGCUUGCGAGUUCCCCAUCCCCAAGGUGGUUCGCCCUUCCAAUCAUGCAACAAUCCAGAGCAUCGUCAAAGCUGUUGGGAUUAUUCCAGGAAUUCCAGAGCCCUGCUGCGUGCCUGACAAAAUGAACGCUUUGAGCGUUCUCUUCUUUGACGAAAACAAAAAUGUCGUCUUAAAGGUGUACCCCAACAUGUCAGUGGAGACGUGCGCCUGCAGAUAGACUGAGUGGCUCACGAAGGAAACAAGAAACACAUAGAACCUGAACUGCUAAAUACAGUAUCUGUAUUGCCGUGUAACACAAGUCAAAGCUGCAUCCCGUCUUGUCCAGUUUAGGAACUUGAUACCACUUCUGUUCCCCUUUCUUUGUCAGUAUCAAAAUGCUCACUUACGGAGAUAAGCAGCAAAGGGUAGAUUGAGGGUAAGGUACCAAUAUUUGGAGGACUUUUAUCAAUUCAGAAAAGCCUUGUGUUCUGUUUACAACACAACCCUUGUCUGUUCACCAGGCAAAUGAAGCAGUGUUACAUCACCCACAACAUCCCCUCAAAGAUAGCAGGGCAGGAUGGGGCUGAGUGUGGGAUUUAAGCUUUUCUUGUGCUCUUAUCUGUAAAAUAAUAAUAGCAGGAAUGCCAGUCUAUUUAAGUGUAGAUUAUACUAUAUUCUUGAUCUUGGUGUAUUGUGUGUGAGUUCAAAUCUUUAUUCAGCUUCUCAUUUAUUUAAUACUGAUUUGGAUUCUGGUAGCAAAUAUGGGAUUCAGCUUUUGUUAAAAAAAACAAAAGUGUCAAAUAAUUAUAGGGCUUUCCAGAGCACUUGCUUUCUAAUCUUAGAACCCCAUAAACUAAGCAACUGUCCAAACAGUAGGAGAAAAAAGGUUUUUGCUUCCAAGAUUAAUUCUGGAGAAAAAUCUUGGUUAACCAAUGGUCGUGUUUAUGUAAAUUGUACAAAAAAGAAUUCAAAAUAGAUGCUUUCGAAUUAAAAUAUUGUGAUAUCUAACAUACAAUGCAAAGUGCUAAAGCAACAAGUUUAAAAUAUGGCACUAAUUCAAUACCCAUAAGAUUUCAGCAAAUGGGAGUCCUUGAAAAAAAUACCUAGACAAUCUUUUAUCCAGGCUUUUCUGUCGUCAACUGGAUUUCCACUUGCAUUUUUUUUAACAUUACAUUAUGACCAAAAUAAAAAUAAGAAAAAAAGAUUAAUUCUACCCAAAUGUGAUGUUGGAAAUAAUAACAUCUAUGAAUGUAUUUUCAGCAAUGUGUCAAUUCCUGAAAGCAUGUUAUGUGAAAUGUGUGUAGUGCCCACAGGCUGCCUAAAAUAAUCUUACAGCUGUAACAUGCAAAGUAUUUUCAGAAAUUAAAAGGUUGAGAUUGUA